Messenger RNA from Striga hermonthica, 2328 nucleotides. NCBI's taxonomy places the organism in Eukaryota, Viridiplantae, Streptophyta, Magnoliopsida, Lamiales, Orobanchaceae. The record is from the annotation of a GenBank genome assembly.
AUGCCGAUUCGCCUUUGUUUUGCUAGUAAAAUGGCAUCCCAUAUUGUUGGAUACCCACGUAUGGGCCCAAAGAGAGAGCUGAAGUUCGCUCUGGAAUCCUUUUGGGAUGGAAAGAGCAGCGCCAGUGACUUGGAAAAGGUGGCGGCUGACCUUAGGGCAUCCAUCUGGAAGCAGAUGUCUGAAGCUGGGAUCAAGUACAUCCCGAGCAACACAUUCUCGUACUAUGAUCAGGUGCUUGACACAACCGCGAUGCUUGGUGCAGUCCCGCCAAGAUACAACUGGAAUGGUGGUGAGAUUGGCUUCUCCACUUACUUCUCCAUGGCCAGAGGAAAUGCCUCUGUUCCUGCUAUGGAGAUGACCAAGUGGUUCGACACCAACUACCACUUCAUUGUCCCUGAAUUGGGUCCUGAUGUAAAGUUCUCUUAUGCUUCACAUAAGGCAGUUAAUGAAUACAAUGAAGCUAAAGCGCUUGGUGUUGACACAGUUCCAGUACUUAUCGGCCCUGUUACAUACUUGUUGCUUUCCAAACCUGCCAAGGGUGUUGAGAAAACUUUCCCUCUUCUUUCACUUCUUGACAAAAUUCUCCCAAUUUACAAGGAAGUUAUUACUGAGCUGAAGGCAGCAGGUGCUUCAUGGAUCCAGCUUGAUGAGCCCACCCUUGUUUUGGACCUUGAAUCUCACCAGUUGGAAGCAUUCACCAAGGCUUAUGCUGACCUCGAACCAUCAUUGUCUGGCCUUAAUGUUCUGAUCGAGACCUACUUUGCUGAUGUGCCAGCAGCUGCAUACAAAAUUCUUACCUCACUGAGUGUUGUUUCUGGUUUUGGUUUUGAUUUGGUUCGUGGCACCAAGACCGUUGAUCUGAUCAAGGGUGGAUUCCCUUCCGGGAAGUACCUCUUUGCUGGAGUUGUUGAUGGAAGGAACAUCUGGGCUAAUGAUCUGGCUGCUUCUCUUGCUACUCUACAGUCUCUUGAAGGCAUAGUUGGAAAGGAUAAGCUUGUUGUCUCUACAUCCUGCUCACUUCUCCACACGGCCGUCGAUCUCGUGAAUGAGCCGAAGCUUGACCAGGAGAUCAAGUCGUGGCUUGCAUUUGCUGCACAGAAGGUUGUUGAAGUGAAUGCUUUGGCUAAAGCAUUAUCUGGUGCAAAGGACGAGGCAUUCUUCUCUGCCAAUGCUUCGGCUCAGGCUUCGAGGAAAUCCUCUCCCAGGGUGACUAAUGAAGCUGUCCAAAAGGCUGCUGCAGCCUUGCAAGGUUCUGAUCAUCGUCGUGCUACAAAUGUUAGCGCGAGACUUGAUGCUCAACAGAAAAAGCUUAACCUUCCAAUCCUUCCCGCCACCACAAUUGGUUCUUUCCCUCAGACUGUUGAACUCAGGAGGGUCCGCCGUGAGUACAAGGCCAAGAAGAUCUCGGAAGAAGAAUACAUCAAUUCUAUCAAGGAGGAGAUCAACAAGGUUGUCAAGCUACAAGAACAACUUGAUAUUGAUGUUCUUGUUCAUGGGGAGCCAGAGAGAAAUGACAUGGUUGAAUACUUUGGUGAGCAACUCUCCGGUUUUGCCUUCACCGCCAACGGAUGGGUGCAAUCCUACGGUUCUCGCUGUGUGAAACCACCGAUCAUCUAUGGUGACGUGAGCCGGCCCAAGCCGAUGACCGUCUUCUGGUCCACUACUGCCCAAAGCAUGACCAAGCGCCCGAUGAAAGGAAUGCUUACGGGUCCUGUCACCAUUCUCAACUGGUCUUUUGUUAGAAAUGACCAACCCAGAUUUGAGACCUGUUACCAGAUUGCUUUGGCUAUUAAGGAUGAAGUGGAGGAUCUUGAGAAGGCUGGAAUCACAGUUAUCCAAAUUGAUGAGGCUGCAUUGAGAGAAGGGUUGCCGCUUAGGAAGGAUGAACACGCGUUUUACUUGGAUUGGGCCGUGCACUCGUUCAGAAUCACCAAUGUUGGUGUCGAGGACACUACCCAGAUCCACACCCACAUGUGUUACUCGAACUUCAACGACAUCAUCCAAUCCAUCAUCAACAUGGAUGCUGACGUCAUCACCAUCGAGAACUCUCGUUCGGACGAGAAGCUGCUCUCGGUUUUCCGUGAGGGAGUCAAGUACGGUGCUGGAAUCGGGCCUGGUGUUUACGACAUUCACUCCCCAAGAAUCCCGUCAACUGAAGAAAUUGCGGACAGGAUAAACAAGAUGCUUGCUGUUCUGGAGACCAACAUCUUGUGGGUGAACCCUGACUGUGGCCUCAAGACCCGUAAGUACGCUGAGGUUAAGCCUGCUCUUGAAAACAUGGUCUCGGCUGCUAAGCUCCUCAGGACCCAGCUUGCCAGCGCUAAAUGA